Pygocentrus nattereri (red-bellied piranha) is the source of this 3563-nucleotide messenger RNA. RefSeq names its product activating transcription factor 2 (gene atf2). Gene Ontology annotation, molecular function: cAMP response element binding; DNA-binding transcription factor activity, RNA polymerase II-specific. The coding region runs from base 198 to 1685 and encodes 495 amino acids. Gene Ontology annotation, biological process: regulation of transcription by RNA polymerase II. The record is from RefSeq and is a predicted model, not a curated record. The transcript is spliced from 12 exons. NCBI's taxonomy places the organism in Eukaryota, Metazoa, Chordata, Actinopteri, Characiformes, Serrasalmidae.
UUAAUGCUCGGGAGCAGCGCGACUCCCAACAGUUUUCAUUUUAGUGUUGACUCCCGGGCUUGACUGAAGCCCGCCGCCAUCGUUAGUGCGGGGUUGCCGUGAGAGGGUCAUUGCGCGAAGACUCGCGAGAGCGGCAGUGCGCGGCUGGGCUUUGGCAGGGUUGUGCCCGCGGGAGGUGGCAAACAGAAGCUCUGAAUAUGAGUGGUGAUGAUAAACCAUUCCUCUGUACUGCUCCAGGCUGUGGUCAGCGAUUUACAAAUGAGGACCAUUUGGCGGUCCAUAAACAUAAACAUGAGAUGACCCUCAGGUUUGGUCCAGCACGCAAUGACAGUGUCAUCAUUGCUGACCAAACACCGACACCCACUCGCUUUUUAAAGAACUGUGAGGAGGUUGGACUGUUCAAUGAGCUGACUAGUCCAUUUGAGCAUGACUUCAAAAAGGCCACUGAGGAUGAUAUUAAGAAGUUACCCUUGGACUUGUCGCCUCUUGCAACUCCUGUUGUACGAAACAAAAUUGAGGAACAAACAUCUCUUGAAUCACACCGAGACAGUCCCCUCCCACAUCCUGAAUCCACAACCUGUGAUGACAAGGAGGUUUCUUUGCAGCCGACCUCACUGCCUACAUCUACUAUAGUCCGUCCUGCCUCCCUUCAAGUCCCCAAUGUACUUCUGGCCAGUUCUGAUGCUAGUGUUGUUAUUCAGCAAGCCCUUCCAUCGCCAACAUCUAGCUCUGUUAUAACCCAAGUCCCAUCCUCUAAUAGGCCAAUAGUUCCUGUUUCUGGCACAUUCCCAGUGCUUCUGCAGCUACCCAAUGGACAGACAAUGCCAGUUGCCAUUCCAGCCACCAUCGCCAGCUCCAGCGUGCACAUCCCCACUGCCAUACCCCUUGUAAGACCAGUUACCGUAGUGCCUAAUGUUCCUGGAAUGCCCGGCCCCUCCUCACCACAACCCGUCCAGUCAGAAACAAAGAUGAAGCUGAAGGCGGCCCUCAGUCAGCAGCUCCCUCAGGUAACCAAUGGAGAUGCAGGGGAUGUCCAGAGUAGAGCUGCAAGCCAGACACCACCCCCUGCCCCACCUCCAGCAGAGGAAACGCACCCACAAUCGCUGCAACAGCCAGCCACGUCGACCACAGAAACACCCGCGUCCCCUGCCACUCCUGCUCAGCACACACCCAGUACAGGUGGGCGGCGGCGUCGGUCAACCAAUGAAGACCCUGAUGAGAAGAGACGGAAGUUUCUGGAGAGGAAUAGAGCAGCAGCCUCACGUUGUAGACAGAAGAGGAAAGUGUGGGUGCAGAGCCUGGAGAAGAAAGCUGAAGACCUGAGCUCUAUGAACGGACAGCUACAGAAUGAAGUGACUCUGUUACGAAAUGAGGUGGCCCAGCUGAAGCAGCUCUUACUGGCUCAUAAAGACUGUCCAGUGACGCUUAUGCAGAAGAAAUCCGGCUACCACUUGCUUGACAAGGAGGACAGCUGUGAGGAGAUGUCUGUCCCAGGCAGUCCCCACAGCGAGGCUAUCCAGCACAGUUCUGUCAGCACGUCCAACGGUGUGAGCUCCUCCACGGCAACCGUAGUUGCUCUUGCGCCCAGCUCAGCCACUGGACCAUCUACAGAUCAUAGCACAGAGGGGGAGGAGUCAAACGGAGGCGUGGCCCCAGGCCCUCAGACCCAGCCCUCUGGAAGCUGAUCAGGCUUCAGAGGGUUUACUUUUUAUUCCUGGCAGCCAUGUUUAUGUGAGGAGGAAAGUUUCCCUCACUCUUCUUCAGUCUGGAGAAUAUUUAUUUUGUUUAUUUUAUUAAUCUGAUUUAAUUUCCCAUCAAAUGCAUUUUAUCAAAAAAAUUGUAAAGAUGCAAGGGAUGGCACUUUACAAAUUUGGAAAAUUGUACUGAUUGUCUAAUUUUCUCUCGCGCGCUUUUUUGCGUCCAUGUUUACUCUAUUUAUUACAUUACUGUUAUAUGCAUCAUCAUGACUAUAAAGUUAGAAAUCUGAAGUAGUGACCAAUUCAGUGUGUCUUAAAUGCCAAAGUGUAUCAUGGCUCAUUGUAAUGGGAAAUUGAUUUUCUCAAGCACUACUGUAGGCAGAAGAGGCAGUCACUUUUAUUACUUUGUCUUUUCCAUUUUGCACAUGGAGAGUGAUAUGGGUAGUUUUUUUUUGUUUUUUUUUAGUGUUUGACUGUUGACACAUGACCAGUUCUGGCAGCCUUUAGGAGUAGAUUUGACAACCUGCAUUGUUACAAAUCUUAAGUGAUUGAGUGCAGUUUGAACUGAUCAUAGAUACUUUUAUUUGUGAGUGAGAAGUUGGAUACUUUCCUGAAUGGUGUGUUGUUCGAAUGUUGUAAGUAAUCUUCUGCCUGUAAAAAUAAGUCAUAAGGGGGAUAUUUGGCUAGAAAAUGAGUGUCUUUUAAGAGCAAUGCUUUGAUCAACAUUCCAUGAGUAGUUUGUUGCAAAGGCAGUAACUGUAGGAAAAUAGUACAUCUUUCACCAUACAGACAUCUCUUUGAUGUUGACUUAACUAUGUGCCAUUAUUUUUUAUUUAUUACUUGCAGAUAUUGAUUUGUAACUGAGAAAUUUGGCAGGUGGCUGUAUAAAGUAGAUUGAGUUCUUGGAUCACAGAGGCUUUCAUGUACAUAAUUUCUUUGAGUGAGUGAUGUAAUGUUUAUUUUUGCCACUAGCUGACAACAUGACUGAUUCUGAAUCUAUGGUGUUUUGCUCUUUGAAACACUAUUUGAAGAAAAUAAGAAUAUGGCUGUGACUCAUUGAUCUCAGUUGACUUUUAAAAUACUACAUUUUAGGAAGCAUUGUAAAUGCCAUUUGAUUAUAGCAUUGUAUGUGAUAUCAGCAGGAAUAUGUGCAUUGUUUGUGUUAUGAUCUUACAGAUACACUUCAUUCGUUAGAAAAAGGAAAAAUGAAAUAAGGCUUUCCCGGCCCAACCCGUGUAGUAGCUCCAGUUUAUGGCCUCAGAAAAAACAAAAACAAAAAACAAUAACAAAUGAAUAAUUACAAAACCUUUAAAUUGUUAAUACUAGAACUGGGAUGUUCGUUCCAGAUAAUUAGGAAAAUUAGUCUGUAAGCUGUAUAUUUAAGUUAAAUUAUUUGCUGCUGUUAAGCUUAGUGACAGUUACAGAGUAAGUAACUUCUAGCGUCAUGAGUUUGGAUCAACUUGCCUUCUAUCUUAAAAUGUAUUGGCUUACUACUGUGUAGUUUUAUUGCUGCAUUUGCUUUUCUAAGUAUCAUCUAUUUAAGAAUCAUUUUGUUUAACAGGUAAAUUUGUAUGGUCAUUGUUAUGUGCUUACUUGCAUGAAUGAUUAAUUCUCUGAGAGAAUUAGACCUAUGUUUGAAUCAUGUCUCAGUUGGAUUAUUGCAGUUGAACAUGUUAUGCUUUGAUUCUCAGCCAGGAGGCAGCGGGUUUACGUUUCUGGUGUUUGUUAAACUCUGGCCCCACUGUGGAAAAAGGAUGUGAUUAUUAUUGUGUUGGCAGUAAACUUGUAACUUGGUGAAAGUUAUGUAUAAAGUAUCAUAAAUUAAUAAGAUGUUGUAAUAAAUCUUUUAAUAUCUCUUUAAAUCUG